Molecule: messenger RNA, 6956 nt
Organism: Varroa destructor (honeybee mite)
Lineage: Eukaryota; Metazoa; Arthropoda; Arachnida; Mesostigmata; Varroidae
Gene: kuz
Product: zinc-dependent metalloprotease kuz
Biological process (GO): Notch signaling pathway; membrane protein ectodomain proteolysis
Cellular component (GO): plasma membrane
Molecular function (GO): metalloendopeptidase activity
Source: RefSeq, a predicted model, not a curated record
ACACACACACGCACGCACGCACGCGCGCACACACACACAUACAUAUAUACACAAACAGCCAGAGACGCACACUAUUAGAAGAACCUAUGCGCAUAGGUUCAGAUAGAUACCCACAGGAAGAUAGGAGGCAGCACAGUCACACACAGAACAGAACAAACGGACGGCGGUGUGGGCUAGUCGGGCGAUUUGUAGCCAGAACAGCAGCAGCGGUUGCCGAACGAAGGCGACGACUGCGGCGGCGGCGGCGGCAGCGGCAGCGGCAGCGGCGGCAGCAGCAGCAGUAUCGUCAACGGUGUGAUGCUAUCGAGGAACCUGACGUGUGCCGAUUGUGUUUGCAGUAGUUCGGCUUCAUCGUCGACAAAGAACUGAGUGUCGAAUCGGGAGCUGAUUGUGCUCCUUGGGGGUUUGCUUGCUGCCUGCGGCUGGUGACAGCAGCAGCAGCAGCAAACAGUGCAGUGCAGUGCAUCUAGGUAGGCAGUGUAUGUAUGUGUGCGUGCGUACGUCCGUCCGUCCGUCCGUCUGUGUGUAUGAGAAGCAAGCUUUACGACCCAACACAGCACCGUACUACUAUCUACUACUCAUGCUGAUGCUGCUGUUGUUACUAUCACAAGAAAAAUAGCAGCAGCAGCAGCGUCAACAACUAUUGCUACCGUAACUCCUACGACCAUCGGAGCCAAAGUUGCUGUUGCCGAAAAGAAGCUGCGUCCGUCAUCGUCCUGCUUUUGCUGCUGCCAUUUCGAUGACGAGGUCCGUUCGGUCCUGGUCGGACGGACACCAUCGCCGCAGACAUCAUCAGCAGCAGCAGCAGCAGCAUCGUCAGUGCCAAUUAUAUUCAAUGUGAGAGAAAGGCCGCCCGAUAGUUAGUGUUUGAACUCUGAUUAGACUUCUGAGUAAAGUGAAUCUGUGCUAAAUACAAGAAACGCUGGUGACAAAAACAACCAAAAGGCUCGAAAUAGGAAUAAUUCUAGUACUAGUAGUGGAUGCCGCUCGCGUGCGAAAGCAGCAGGGAUAGAGGUGCAGACGAACCAGCAGCUAUCCUCGAUGGUUCUCGAGUGCAUUUUUGUCUGUUCAGUUGAGUGUCGAGCAGCUGAAGUCUAGUGUGACGAUUCUGACCGACGAUGCCGAAGUGGUAACAGAAACUUGUAGCUGUUUUUGUCGUCUUCGUCCUCUCGGCCUCCCACAGCCGUUGAGAAAGAGAGUGCCGAAGUUAUUUGCGUCCCCAUCGCUCAUUGAUUCGUCCACAAACAGUGCCACUAGAACAAUCAACAGCAGCAGGAGCAGCGUCGCAACGGCAGCAACUAACGGAACCUAUAGCAACACAAAAUCGGGAAGACAGAGUUCAUAAAUAGCACCAGCAUUUUAAUUAACUGUGGCCUUUGCUGUCGGGCCCGUCUCUUCUCGGAGAUCAUCGAGGCGUAACGGCGACAGCAGAGCGCAUCCGAAAAUCGACAUAUAGGUACUUUGUAGUUAUACUGUAGAUCGUUAUUUCUAUUACCAUCAUCACCGUCAGGUUUAGAUGUUUAUCCAAACGACAAAGAACUUCCAACAGCUACAAUACAAGGGAUUCCCCCGCAACAAAAGCACCGAUGUAGCAACGAGCAGAUCCGAUUUUAUUCGGUACAAUUGAGUAAAACAAGGUAAAGCAUACGAAGGGGCCGCGUGCGUCAAUCGUGCUUGUCUUAGUAGGGGCUGCGACGGUGGUUAUUCAGUGGCUGGCUAGUUGAUUUGGAUGUACUAUUCUCCUCGGUCGAUCCUUUUUCUUGUAUGAAGAACUGUGCGUAUGAACGGGGGUGUGAGUUACUUCUUCGUUUUCGUCAUUAUCUCAGUGGUCAGCCUCCAUCGUCGAUAUCAGCCUUUCAUUCGUUGGCGUUUCACGAUUCUUAGUGUACGCUACUGACCCCACUAUUGGAGAUCGUUUGUCGUCAUUACCCAUUUCAGUGUGCGAAUCGUGAUAUUUGUAUGAUCGCAGGAAGUAUCCAUCUACAAAUAUAUAUAUAAAUAUAUAUAUAUAUAUGUCCGAAGAAGAAGCAAACUACGGUGCACUCUGGAAUUAUAUUAUCGCUACCUCUUCUUUUUUUGAUUGAGCCACAGUAACUGUAUGUGCUUUAGAGUGUGUACGUUUCGUGUAUUUCUCUGAGUCAACAAUUCGUCUGGAGGUGUUUUCGCUCUACGUUUGUUUGCUGCGUGGAAACUGUUCGUUCUUGCCAGCUCGUAAUUAAUUGUUUGUGAAUGUGAGACCAAAAGAUGAUGCUGGUUGUGAUGACGGUGAUGAUGUCUCAGCUAGAAGUACCACUAUCUCCGGUGGAAGUUAUAGAAUCUGUAGAAGUUGUAAGAGUAAUACUAAAGGCGGCGGCGGCGGCGGCAGCAGCAGCAGCAGCAGCAGCAGCAGCAGCAGCAACAACGACGACGACGACGACAACAACAACGAGAAGCACAACAGCAACAGCAGCAUCGCGAACCUCCUGCUCAAUUGCUGCACGGGUGGUGAAAACAGCGUAGGCGGACGGCUGUCCUGGCUUCGAGCCAGCGGACAGCAGCAGCAGCAGGAGCAAGCCGAGAAGGAAAGCAAUGUGCUCCCCGUUAAAACUCCAUCGAAAAAGACUCCGAGGGGAGUUGGUCGUACUCUGCCUCAUUUGGUUUCUCGGUGUUGCUGGACAACCGCGGCUGUGUCUAGCUCGCUCAGAUGUGGAAACCCUACAAAACAGCGGAACUACCGCGGGGAACAACCAGCGACGAUUAAAUCACUUUGUACGUCACUACGAACCCGUUGUCUACGAUGAUAAAGACCUACAUGCGCGCCAUGAACGAGUUCGCAGAAGCGCGGACGAUCCUUCAAACACAAAUAAGCCAUCCGUUCUACAUCUACGCUUUCGAUCGCAUAAUAGAGUAUUCCACCUCCGUCUGAAGCGAGACACGAGCGUCUUCUCAGACGGUCUGCAGGUAGAAGAUCACGAAGGCCGCCGGCUGCAGGUGGAUACAGAUCACCUCUAUUCAGGCGAGAUUGUAGGAGAACGGGAUAGCCACGUGUUUGGAAGCAUUCACGAUGGCAUCUUUCAGGGACGAAUUGAGUCUACACAGGACAAAGAGCAUUAUUAUGUGGAGCGGGCUAGUUACCAUCGGCGACCAGGAAGCUUGGCGCUUGAUGGGCGUAUCAAUGGUCACGAGAAAAUGGCGCACACACGAGCCACUGAGGGCUCUGAAACUGCUGACAAUAGCGACCAGAUCGAGCUGGGCCCCCACUAUCAUUCGAUCAUGUAUGCAGGUUCUAACGUCGAAAUCCUUGGCCACCAGGAAGGACAAGGCAGUUGUGGAGCAACGGACGACGCGACCCGCAAAUGGAUGGAGCGAGUGGCCAAUUCAGCCGUGGAAAGUAUGCAGAGCACCACUCGACUCGAGCACGAGAAAGAAACUACAAAGGAACAGCCAAAGGACACAAAAUACGGCCACGCACAAGACAAAAGCCAGCGACGCAAGCGUCACGAGCCGCAACUGGAGCGUCGAGAGCACUUUGAGGAGAUGAAAAUCGAAGACGAUGAAGAUUUCUCACGAACGAUUUGGCAAGAAGAGAAAUGGAAAAUUCGACGGUCGGCUGCACGUACGAGUCAUGGAGGCUUAACACAACACGCGCACUUGUAUUCCGAUAACCCUUUAAAAUAUAAUCGGGCACCACAUUCAACACUUGCCAGCAAUGCCAAUCGAAGGGUAUGUAACCUCUUUGUUCAAACGGACACCUUUUUGUGGGAACAUAUUAUUUCGACUGGGAAAGAUAAUGCAAAAGCUCGAGAAGAAAUUUCGUCCCUGAUCGCGCAACAUGUCGAGGCGGCGUCCCGAAUCUACAAGAACACUGAUUUCAACGGUAUUAAGGACAUUAAAUUUGCAGUCCAACGUAUCCGCAUAAAUGACACCUCAGCCUGUCAAGGGCCAAGCCGAUUUACCAACCCAUUUUGCGCGGCUAACCUCGACGCGAGUAAUUUCCUCAAUCUCAACUCACUUGCUAAUCACGACGACUUCUGCCUUGCCUAUGUUUGGACCUUUCGGGAUUUUCAACACGGCACGUUGGGCCUGGCCUGGGUGGCGUCCGUCAACGGCGCUUCGGGUGGUAUCUGUGAAAAAUACAAGACUUACUCGGAAAAUAACAACGGCCGUAGCGAGAAUGUCCGACGCUCACUCAACACUGGAAUAAUAACGUUUCUCAAUCACAAUGCCAAAAUCCCGCUAAAGGUAUCAGAAAUCACGUUUGCUCAUGAGAUAGGCCACAACUUUGGCUCGCCACACGAUUUCCCGCCACGCUGUGUGCCUGGUGGUAACAAUGGCAACUAUAUCAUGUACGCGUCGGCGACGCAAGGUCAUCAACCAAACAAUCAGAAGUUCUCCGACUGUUCAAUUGCAAAUAUUUCAAACGUACUGCACGCGAUUUUCAAGGGCGAACAAAAAGAGAACUGCUUCCAGGAAUAUCAGGGUCCAUUCUGCGGCAAUAAGAUUGUCGAACUAAACGAGGAGUGUGAUUGUGGCUACGAUGAACGUGAAUGCGACGAAUCGUGUUGUUUUGCUCGAGACAACAGUGAACGUCAAAAAGGUUGCACCCGAAGAUCGUUUGCGCACUGUUCACCGAGUGAAGGACCGUGUUGUAACCUUCGGUGUGAGUUUGAGACGUCAGGCAAACCAUGCAGGCUGGAGACAGAUUGUACGGAAGUCUCGUAUUGUCGGGGUAGUGCGCCGCACUGUCCUGCCCCCGUACAUAAGCCUAAUAAGACUGAGUGUAACAAUGGCACCCAGGUCUGCUGGAACGGAGAGUGCUCGGGCAGUAUUUGCAACAAGUAUGGUUUGGAAGAAUGUUUUCUCACCGAGGACAAGACUCCUGAUCCUGACAAACUGUGCGAAGUUGCCUGCCAACAGUGGAAUAAGCCCGAGACUUGCCGAAGCACGUUUGAGAUCGAGGCGAUGCGACACAUUAGUGGUAUUAAACGACGACCGGGAUCUCCAUGUAACAACUUUCAUGGUUACUGUGACGUAUUCCAAAAGUGCCGUAACGUUGACGCCGAGGGCCCGCUCGCACGACUUAAGCGGCUGUUGUUCAAUAAACAAAGUUUACACUCGGUUCGUCAAUGGGUUACUCUCAACUGGUGGGCUGUUCUUCUCAUGAUGGUCUCACUCAUCAUCACCAUGGCGUGCUUUAUUCGCUGUUGUGCUGUGCACACGCCAAGCUCUAAUCCACGUAUGCCGCCAGCUCUUCGAAUAACGGAUACGUUACGAAGACCAGGUGACACGUUUAAGAGGCGGAAACGCUACGUGCCGCCCGUUGAACAGAAUGGACCUCCACCCCCAUACCCCGGCGUUGGGGGAGCGGUGGUGGCUCCAUCCGCGCCGCCAGGGCCGUCCCAAGGGCCGUCGAUGGCAGCAACGCCAGCUGCUACCUCCGGACCUUCGCACGGCUACGGCCAGGGACGGGGCCAUUACAACCGCUCACAGCAAGGUGGUCACCCCCCGGGUGGUCAAAGAGGCCCCCAAAGCGGAAAGGCUGGCAAGAAGAAUAGCAAAGGCAGCAUAGAGAUGCAAUCACAGCAACAACAACAGCUGUCGCAUCACGUCAAUAACGCGACUAGGAAUCAAAGGGUAUGACAGGACGCUCACCACUGCGAAGCGACAGCGACGAGCCACAAACCACGUCUUCUAACAGGAAUAUCGCAUUCUGACAGCUCUCAAGGCCCAAUAGGCCGUGCCCCCCAGCAGCUUGCAAAUGGCCACCUCUCCUCUGGCCUUUCCAACGGUUCCUUGGGAUUCGAGGGCCACCAGAUGCAGCAGGGCUUGCAAGGUCUGCAAUGCCAAGGCCCGCUGGUUGUAAGUCUUCCGCCGUCCAUCAGUCAAUGUGGGCCAAACGCCAAGGAGCGACCACCACGAAGUAUUCCUGUGGUUAAGGUUGCUCAACCUGUCAGACAGAGUUGGACACAGGCGCGCGGCUCCAAAAAAGAUCAUCAUCAUCACCAGCAGCAGCAGCAGCAUCAACAGCUCACUAAUGGCAUUAGCAAUAGCAAGGGCAAUAAUCACGCUCCACAUGAAGAACGAGUCCAGUUACAGGCAGCUUCGGCACAACAGCCAACUCAUUCGCACGGUGUGACCACACAAACACCGAGUACUGGCAUUGUACAGAGAGUGAAUCCUCUACACGUACAUGUAGGCAACCCUCCACCAGGUGAGGAAACCCAGAGUGAGAUUUUCUGGGACUUCUGAUCAAGGCCAGCACUGAUACAGCUUACAGGUCAACAUCGUAGGGUGCAGCGAAGGUCAAAACCAGGAUAUUGGCCAGCAAAGUCUGCUGAGAGUUAAUUGCAGCAGCUGCUUGUUGAUGUUUGUCUGUAGAGCCUUGUUGGAGAUCCGUUAGCAACUAGAGAAUAUGAAAGAAAACAUUGGGCAGGCACGGUUUGUGCAGCGUCGACAGAUUCGCAGUAGUGGCCAGAAUGGAUUUGCGUGUCCCUAGUUCAAGGCAUGGCAUUAGGCAAAACUAGUAAUAGGGUAGUGUUCAUAUGUGAUGGUCAGGGGUAAGCCGUUGUUGUAAUGGACAACAAAAGUGUUGUUGGUUACAAAGGGACGCCAAUAUAAAAGUCGAAGUGGCUAUGAGCGCGUUAGAUUUAGAAGUGCUUUAAGUAGAUGGGCAACAACCCUUCGCCCUACGGCGAAAUCCCAGCGGCCAAGUCUGAUCCAAGUGUACAUCCAUAUGUAUAUAUUUAUAUAAAUAUAAUCUAAGUCUAGAUAUAUGAAAAAGCAAAACAACGUACUCUGUAAGUGCCAGAGGAUAUGUUUGAUAAUGAUUCAGUCAAUCGAUCGCAGAGAAAGAUUCGCCAUAUUCGAUCGAUGAAUGAGACCGACAGGGCUUGUACAGCCGGCGCGUGGUCAAUGCGCGAUCUCGACCUCUCAUUGUUGGCCAUAAGCAACGGCAUAUGGGUAAUCUAAACGCAAGC